This is a messenger RNA of Arvicola amphibius (Eurasian water vole), 511 nucleotides long. RefSeq names its product NADH:ubiquinone oxidoreductase subunit B1 (gene Ndufb1). The coding region runs from base 262 to 435 and encodes 57 amino acids. NCBI's taxonomy places the organism in Eukaryota, Metazoa, Chordata, Mammalia, Rodentia, Cricetidae. Gene Ontology annotation, cellular component: mitochondrion. The record is from RefSeq and is a predicted model, not a curated record. The transcript is spliced from 3 exons.
GACAGCGCAGAAGCUCACCAGUCUUGUCAGCGUCGAUCCAAGUUUUAUUCAGAACCUCUCGUGAGUAUUGAAAGCUUAAAAAUUAGAGGAAUCGCUCGUGAGGAGACAGAGAGGCGUUGACUCGACGUCGCCACCCCUCUCCUCGGGGCUGGCGCGGAGAGUGGCAGCUCCUGAGGUCACCGCUUCCGCUGGCGCUGGUGGCCUAGCUCCCUGCCGCUGCCCUUGGUCGUGGGUCGUGCUCGGCACCGGGCUGCAGCCACGAUGACCUUGCUUCAGCUUGUACGUGAACACUGGGUUCAUAUACUUGUCCCUCUGGGAUUUGUCUUUGGAUGCUAUCUAGACAGGAAGGAUGACGAAAAACUAACAGCCUUCCGGAAUAAGAGUAUGCUAUUUCGGAGGGAACUGAGGCCCAAUGAAGAAGUUACUUGGAAGUAAAGCCUGUGGCUAAAUCUCAGAAUGUUCACAUUUUAAAAGUCAUUGGAGAAAUAAAACAUUUAUUAUUUAAUUGGAA